AUAAUAAACUAAUGUAUAUUGCAUCGAAUCAAUCACUAAUAGAACAGUAGAAUCGUUUAAGUGAUUUAGUCCCUUGUGUCAUAUACCUUGUAAAAAUAUCUUUUAAAACGCAUACGUAAAAUUAUUUAAUGAAAUGUAACUCAUUUUAUAUUAAAUAAUUCUAACCAUUAAUAAUAUAUUCCUUAUUUAAAUUGAAUCUUUAUUAAAAUUAACUUUUACGAAACCAUUAUGUUCUAUUAAUCAAAACAUUCCACGUGUUAACCUAUACAAAAGUCGAAAACAACCAUGUCAUUUGCUGCAUUAAAUUUAAGUUCGUGGCUUGUUCAACAAUGUAAUUUUAUGGGUUUAAAAUGCCCUACACCAAUCCAGGAAAAUUGUAUCCCAAAAAUUCUAGCUGGUGAUGAUUGUAUUGGUUGUGCAAAAACCGGCAGUGGUAAAACACUUGCUUUUGCACUUCCUAUAUUACAAAAAUUAUCUGAAGAUCCAUAUGGCAUAUUUGCACUUGUUCUAACACCAACUAGAGAACUUGCUUUUCAAAUUGCAGAUCAAUUUUCAGCUAUAGGAAAAUCUAUUGGUUUAAAAAAAUGUGUAAUUGUUGGUGGAAUGGAUAUGGUUGUACAAGGGCUAGAGUUAUCAAAACAUCCACAUAUAGUUGUUGCAACUCCAGGACGUUUAGCAGACCACCUUGAAAGUUGUAAUACAUUUUCUUUAAAGCAAAUUAAAUUUUUAGUUUUAGAUGAAGCUGAUAGACUUUUAGAAGGUCACUUUGAUGGUCAGUUAAAAACUAUAUUUGAGGCUUUACCUAAACGGAAGCAAAUGCUUCUUUUUAGUGCAACAAUGACAGAUACCCUUGACAAAGUGAAACACAUAGCAUCCAGUAAGGCUUUUAUAUGGGAAUCUAAAGAUGAGUCUGGUGUAGCAACAGUGAAAGAACUUGAUCAACGUUACGUUCUUUGUCCAAGUGAUGUACGUGAUUCCUUUUUAGUGGAAACAAUUAGAACCUUUAGAGCAAAUAAUAAAGAUGGGUCUAUAAUGAUAUUUACAGAUACUUGCAAACAUUGUCAAGUAUUAUCCAUGACAUUAAAUGAUGUUGGAUUUACAAAUGUAGCCCUACAUGCAAUGAUAAAACAAAAAGAUCGUCUUGCUGCACUUACUCAAUUUAAGUCCAAUCAUGCAAAAAUUUUAAUAGCUACAGAUGUCGCUGCAAGAGGUUUAGAUAUUCCUACAGUUGAGCUAGUUAUAAAUCAUAUUAUACCAAAUGUAACAAAAGAGUACAUUCAUAGAGUUGGAAGAACAGCUAGAGCAGGCAAAAAUGGCAUGGCAAUUACCCUAAUAACUCCACAUGAUAUUAAAUUAUUACACGCAAUUGAAAAUGCUAUUGGUACAAAACUUACAGAAUAUAAACUCAAUGAUAAUGAAAUAGUUACAAUUUUGACACAAAUAUCUGUUGCUAAACGAGAAGCGGAAAUGAAAUUAGACGAGAUGGACUUUUAUGGCAAAAGAAUGAUCAAUAAACGCAAGAAACUUAUCCUAGAAGGGAAGGAUCCAGAUGAAAUUGAGGAAAUAUUAGAACAAAAGAAACGUUAUAAAUUAAAGAAGAAACAGAAAAUUGAUGAAAAUCUACAUUAUAGAAAUAAAAUUUAAUUAACUCAAAUUUUAUCAUAUUUAAAUGUAUACAUUGUAUAAUAAGUAACAUA
Molecule: messenger RNA, 1697 nt
Organism: Bombus pascuorum
Lineage: Eukaryota; Metazoa; Arthropoda; Insecta; Hymenoptera; Apidae
Gene: Dbp45A
Product: probable ATP-dependent RNA helicase DDX49
Exons: 6
Coding region: 286-1644 (452 amino acids)
Molecular function (GO): RNA helicase activity; nucleic acid binding; ATP binding
Source: RefSeq, a predicted model, not a curated record